UGCGCUAUUCACUUUCUGGUCUUAGAAAUGAAUGUUUUAAAUAAAUGUUAGAGAACACAUGUCUUUGUCCACAAUAAAUGAGAUUAAGAAAAAAAAAAACAAACAAAGAAUCUCUAUUUAAUUGACUCAAAGUUUUCUUGUAACACAAACUCAUCUCUUUCCUCUCACCUUCCCAUACUUUUUUUCUCUCUCUGUCUCUCUGUCUCAUCAACAAUGUUACUAAUCAUAUCUUUCAUCAUCGUCUCCUUCUUCUUCUUCAUAAUAUUCUCACUCUUUCACAUACUCUUCCUUCAAAAAUUACGUUACUGCAACUGCGAGAUCUGCCAUGCUUAUCUCACUUCAAGCUGGAGAAAAGACUUCAUCAAUCUCAGUGAUUGGUACACUCAUCUUCUCCGGCGAUCUCCAACGUCAACGAUCAAAGUCCACGUCUUAAACAGUGUUAUCACAGCGAAUCCAUCAAACGUUGAACAUAUCCUCAAAACCCAUUUCCACAGUUACCCAAAAGGCAAACAAUUCUCCGUUAUCCUUGGUGAUCUUUUAGGCCGUGGAAUCUUCAAUUCCGAUGGUGACACGUGGCGUUUCCAGAGAAAACUCGCGAGUUUGGAACUUGGAAGUGUUUCUGUAAGAGUUUUCGCCCAUGAGAUUGUUAAGACCGAGAUCGAGACACGUCUUCUUCCGAUUUUGACUUCAUUCUCCGACAAUCCUGGUUCGGUUUUGGAUCUACAAGAUGUGUUUAGAAGAUUCUCGUUUGAUACGAUUAGUAAAUUGUCAUUUGGGUUUGACCCAGAUUGUCUCCGGUUACCUUUUCCGAUGUCGGAAUUCGCCGUCGCUUUCGAUACGGCCUCGACGUUAUCGGCGAAACGAGCUUUAGCUCCGUUUCCUCUGUUAUGGAAAAUCAAAAGGCUUUUAAGAAUUGGUUCUGAGAAAAAGCUUAAAGAAUCGAUCAAUGUGAUAAACCGGUUAGCUGGUGAUUUAAUCAAGCAUCGGAGGUUAACCGGUUUAAUGGGUAAAAACGAUUUGAUUUCGAGAUUCAUGGCGGUGGUAGCGGAGGACGAUGACGAGUAUCUCCGAGACAUCGUUGUGAAUUUUCUAUUGGCGGGUCGGGAUACGGUUGCAGCUGGUUUAACCGGUUUUUUCUGGUUAUUGAUGCGUCAUCCGGAUGUGGAGAACCGGAUUCGGGAAGAAUUAGACCGGGUGAUGGGGACCGGUUUUGACUCGGUCACUGCACGUUGCGAUGAAAUGAGAGAGAUGGAUUAUUUGCAUGCGGCGCUUUACGAGAGCAUGAGAUUGUUUCCGCCGGUUCAAUUCGAUUCCAAAUUUGCUUUAAACGAUGACGUUUUGUCUGAUGGUACAUUUGUGAAAAGAGGGACUAGAGUCACGUACCAUGCUUAUGCAAUGGGUCGGAUGGACCGGAUCUGGGGUCCGGAUUACGAAGAGUUUAAACCGGAGAGGUGGUUGGAUAGCGAAGGAAAAUUCCGGCCCGAGAAUCCGGUUAAGUACCCGGUUUUUCAGGCCGGAGCUAGGGUUUGUGUUGGGAAAGAGGUCGCCAUCAUGGAGAUGAAAUCCAUAGCCGUGGCAAUCAAUAGGAGGUUCAAAACACGGCUCGCAAGUCUCGAAUCAACCAAAACACUCCGGUUUGCGCCUGGUUUAACCGCGACAGUUAAUGGUGGAUUGCCGGUUAUAAUCCAAGAAAGGAGUCAAGACUCAUAAAAGCAUUAAGUCAAGAUAUAAAAUAAUACUUUACAAAACCAUAGAUAGAGUCUGUGUUCUCUAACUGACCAAUUAUUGUUAACAUGCAAACACACUUGUUAACAAUAUCUAUGUGUAUCAUUAUCUCUUAUUUAAUUUAGCAAAGCCAAGUGGGUCUUAAUUUCUCGGAAUCUCAAUUGUAUAAUGCUUAAAUUUAAUAUGAUUACGCAAUUGACCCAAAAGGCGUUCAGAUUUAUGUAAAUUUGAAUAGUUUAUUUUAGAGGAUGGUUUAUGAUAA
Molecule: messenger RNA, 1987 nt
Organism: Arabidopsis lyrata subsp. lyrata
Lineage: Eukaryota; Viridiplantae; Streptophyta; Magnoliopsida; Brassicales; Brassicaceae
Product: cytochrome P450 94C1
Molecular function (GO): iron ion binding; oxidoreductase activity, acting on paired donors, with incorporation or reduction of molecular oxygen; heme binding
Source: RefSeq, a predicted model, not a curated record